GUGCGACGAGCAUGUUCAACUUCUCCAUUCUUGUUCAUCUUCAUGGUCGAUAAAAUAAUGAAGCGAACGCUGGAAGAUCUUCAAAACCCUGGUGUUCAAAUUGUUGCUGGUACAAACCUUGUCGAUCUCGAGUACCAAGACGAAGCACAAGCUCUGCUGGUCACCGUUGGACUGUCUUUCAGCAUGCGACCUACAACUUCAAAGUUCAAAGCCAUGCUUCAGAACGCACAGUCCCUGAACAUUCGCCUUACGAUUCAAGAAAAGCUGGUUCUGACUGCCCUGCUGCGGCGGGCUAAAAGUUCAGACAUUGUGGUGGUUGCCGGAGAUAUGAAUGCGCAAGUGGGCAUGCUCAGUGCAUCUGAGACGCAAUUGGGAGGUCGACAUGGACUGAACUCGGUAAGAUCUGUGAAUUGCAUUGAAGAUAGCCCCAUUUUAGACCACAAUAGUGGAAAAACAAAGGUUUCUCCAAACGUUCAAAAGACCAAUGACUGUUCGGAAUACCUCACGUGGUCAGUUAUUGGGGAUCCGAAUGCAAAAGUCGCAAUACUUUUACGGCAGGGUGAACUGAUCGCGGCGGAAAGACAGCUCCUCCCUCGCCACGCGCAAAUUUUGGGAACUUGUUUGUCGUAUUGGAAGAAAAACUUUACGGACAGGAAGAAUACUGUAGUAGAGCAUCAGUCACAUUUGAAUCAGCCCAGUAAUCCAUCCGAAUUGGAGUUGAAAUCAUUCUCAGUCUUGAAGCAAGCACUCGCCAAGGUUUAUGCAUCAAACUGUAAGCUGAUUGCUUUUGCGGAUACAUCCGUUGCCGCUGGUGAGUAUAGUCAGUUCUUACGUUUGUGCAAUGCACUUCGACGCGAAUCAAAAACUAACAGAGGCCUGUUGUCCGGCAAAAUGCUCGUCUCACCCAAAAUCUACGAGACCCUUGCGUGCUACUUCGCUAACAAGGCGGAUUGGCUCAGUUUGGAUGGUUUACUCAAACGCAUGGAGCAAGACGGAAUCACGGUUACUCCAAUGAUCUACGUGUGUGCCGUCGAAUGUUUGGGACGUUUGUUGGCGCUUCACUGUCCAGCUACGGAGAAAUCCACCAUCGCUCCAACGUUCGCAUCCCAUUUUCCUAAUUCUCAGUCGAUCCGCGAUCCAGUAGUGCCCCACAAACUGGCAUCCAACUCUAAGGAGAUAGUGCACAAAAUUGAACAUAUGCUGCACCUUAUUGGACAGAAGGCAGAAUCACAGGGCGUCGAUAUUUACCAGCAACUGUUGUGCAUGCCGCGCGCGCCGGGUACGAUCCAUCAUGUUCUCCUUGGAUUAGAACGUAUUCAGAGACGGUCAGUACCGAAUGGUGUAUCCUCGAAUCGUCCGGAACGUACGAUUAUCUUCCCCUAUGUAAAUGAACCCAAACAGUCCGACCGAAUCUAUCCAGUUGAGAAGCAUUUGAAUACCGUACAGCACCGAAUGCGGAAUGCAUUUGCUGGUGCCAUUCCUCAAAAUGAGGAUUUGCUGACCUGUUUCGAGCGGCAGCUUGCUUUGGAAUGCAAAGGCGAAGUCAGGAUCCCACCAGUGCUCCCGCCGUACCCAAUGAAGGACAGUAUCAGCUCAUUCAAAAAGCCCUUGCCAAACAUGCUUAAAAAGCGGUUGCGUCACGCUCUGUUGGAAGAACAAUCUCGAUGGCGUAUAAAACUGCUUGCAGGAUUCAAAGAUCUUCUCCAGCGACUUAAACGAAGUCAUACACGCGACAAGAUAACUGUCUACCCGUUUUUGAAGAUUCUUCCGGCACCGCACUAUGUUGAUUUGAUGAUCAAAGCAAUCGACAAUGUGGCGCUGAACUCAACCCUACAACACGUGAGCUCCACUUUAGUCUGCAUGGAUCUAGGCCGUCGUGUUCAAGCUGCUUGCGAAUUAUACCGGAAGGAGAAAUUAGGUGUUUUGGAUGAGCUCAAACAGGUUUACACUUCUUACGCAGAACAGUUUAAUCGGGAAGAUAUGCCAUUACCGCAGUUUCGGCAUAUGUGGCUUUCUGUGACAAAAAGUCGCGUGAACGAAGGAGCAGUCAGUCUGCAUCAUGAUUGGCCGGAGUGGACGCCCUUCGUGCAAUAUAUGGUGGGCCGCGCUUUGUACAGCCUUAUAUAUGACAAGUUGAAAUUUGACAGGAAUCGACCAAUCCUAGUUCGUCAUCAAACAUUAGAUAAUCUUGCUAAUCGGACUGGUCCCAACAUGAAAGACGUUUCGACGGCAUCCCCUAAUCUCAUACGAUCCCAGGAAUCGCCAUUACUGUUCGAAGUGUUUACGCAAUUUGUCAGUGAAAUGCGUAUGGAAGUGAAGAUCCACCCCACUUUGGCCAAUUGGUACCGAGAUGCCGAAUAUCCUCCAUUGAGCUUCCACCCAGCCGAGCUUCCCAUGCUUUGUCCUCCAGUCCCUUGGACCGACUUGCACGAUGCUGGAUAUCUGGUCUCACGCACUUUCUCCAGUCUUUCUUUUCGUACGUCGUUCCCAACACAGAUCUUGGAUGCACUCAUCAAGGUGGCUCGUGCGGGAGGAAGUCGUAAGCUCAGCCUCCCAGAAAUUGUCAGACAAACAAUGCCUUCUCCGUUGUCGAUCACCAAAAACUAUAUGCUUCAAUUUUUCCCACACAUCACCUCCUCAACUCCGUGUAUUUACCCUUUCAGUACGAUGAGUUAUGAGGAGCGUCGAGCUGCUGACCGUCAAGCCAAAGAGGCUCAGAAGCAGUAUGACGAAAUGCGAUCAUUAUGGGCCACGGAGUUGUAUCGUCUUUCCAUUGCCAAUCAGUAUCGUGGACGUGUGUUCUGGUUUCCCCACAGUAUGGACUUUCGUGGUCGCGUUUAUCCCUGUCCGCCACACUUUCAUCAUAUGGGAAGUGAUGUUUCUCGAGGCUUGAUCGUUUUCGCAAAAGGACUGCCGCUCGGUGAACAUGGACUCGACUGGCUGAAAAUUCACCUGGUGAAUCUGACCGGGUUGAAAAAACGCUGUUCGAACAGGGAUCGCUUGGAGUUUGCAGAACAACUCUUGGAUGAUGUUUUGGAUUCGGCUCGCAAUCCAUUCAACGGUCGGCGUUGGUGGCAGGAGCAAGAAGAACCGUGGCAAGUGCUGGCAUGUUGCAAAGAGCUAAUGGCUGCAAUAGAACAUCCUUCCGGGCCUCAUAACUAUAUUUCACACUUCCCGGUUCAUCAGGAUGGUUCUUGCAAUGGCCUACAACACUACGCUGCACUGGGUCGCGAUUGCCGUGGUGCGGAAUCUGUGAAUUUGACUGCUAGAGAUCAGCCCCAAGAUGUCUAUAGUGAUGUUGCGGAGGUGGUGGAAGCUCAAAGACAAGCUGAUGCUGCCGCUGGAAUUCCCGUUGCCAAAGUCCUCGAGGGCUUUGUCCGUCGCAAAGUUAUCAAACAGUCUGUCAUGACUACAGUCUAUGGAGUGACACUGUACGGUGCAUCCGAGCAAAUUCGCCGGCAACUACGUGACCUGGAGGACUUUCCUGGUCGUGAAUGGAUCGGUCCUGCUGGGACAUAUCUUGCCCGCUUGACUUUGGCCAGUAUUGGGGCUAUUUUCACCUCAUCUACAGAAAUACAAGCCUGGUUUGGUCAGAUCGCCCAUCAUAUCUCGCGACACUUAGGUAGCCGUGUGAGCUGGGAAACUCCAUUGGGUCUUCCAGUUACCCAACCUUACAUGACCCUCCCCAGUGCACUGACAGCGGAUCGUUUCUCGGAGUUCACACCUUCGUCUCCAUUCAGUCCACCAUCUCCAACUCUCCUGGGGGCAUCAGCUAUGGAGGUGGCCAGCCGUGUAAGGCAUAACUACGCUAACUACAAGGAAUUACCCGUGCCGAACCCUGUGAAACAACAGAAUGCCUUCCCACCGAAUUUCAUACACUCCCUGGACUCGUGUCACAUGAUGCUAACUGCACUACAUUGUUUUCGGGAAGGAAUUACAUUCGCCUCGGUGCAUGAUUGCUUUUGGACACAUGCUGCAACGGUGAAUGAGAUGAACCGCAUUUGUCGGGAGGAAUUUAUUGCCCUACACAGUGAACCCAUUUUGACGAAUUUCGCUGACUAUUUACGGUCCAAAUUCGCGUACACGAAGGAGGAAAUCUCAGAAAUGAACUCAGAACUGAAACGGGCUAAAGCUUCAGCGUUCAACGAAAUUCUCGCACGGGUUCCUAAACCAGGUAAAUUUGAUCUGAACGAAGUCCGAAACUCUACCUACUUCUUCAGCUGAAUUUAGCUUGCGCAGAAAAAGCUUUCCUUCAACGUGCAUUUCUUGCCCAUCCCCUCAACUGCGCGCAGCCGUACUUUUGCGCCGUCAUUAUUCACCAGGUUCUUUCAAGCCAAGUAGUGCCGGCUAUUUUUUGAAAUAACGCUUUUACGUACUUCCUAAUCCAAUGUGAUUCAGGUUGAAUUUUUUAGAAUAUUGUCC
This is a messenger RNA of Opisthorchis viverrini, 4422 nucleotides long. RefSeq lists its product as hypothetical. The record is from RefSeq and is a predicted model, not a curated record. Gene Ontology annotation, cellular component: mitochondrial DNA-directed RNA polymerase complex. The coding region runs from base 43 to 4224 and encodes 1393 amino acids. The transcript has 24 exons. Gene Ontology annotation, molecular function: DNA-directed RNA polymerase activity; mitochondrial promoter sequence-specific DNA binding. Gene Ontology annotation, biological process: mitochondrial transcription. NCBI's taxonomy places the organism in Eukaryota, Metazoa, Platyhelminthes, Trematoda, Opisthorchiida, Opisthorchiidae.